AUGCUCAAGCAAAUAUCACCUACAGGACCGGAUCCAGUAACUCAUUCAUGGUUUCUCUCUGGUUCACCAUGGCCAAUGAUCAUACUUACCAUUGGUUAUAUUCUUUCAAUUCCUUAUGGCAAACGAUGGAUGUCAACUCGUUCAAAACCAUAUAAUCUUCGUAUACCGAUUGUUAUAUACAAUAUCUUUGCAAUUUUAGUUAAUGCAUACGUUGCUUUUCUUGCAAUACGAACAUUAACUUUAAAAUCUUAUCGAAUCUUUUGUCAAGCUGUUAUGCAUGAUGAAGAAGAUAUUUAUUUAGCUAAAGCUGUUUGGUGGUAUUAUAUAUCCAAAGGUUGUGAAUUUUGGGAUACAUGGUUUUUUAUUUUAACUAAAAAAUUUUCUCAUGUUAGUAUUCUUCAUGUUUAUCAUCAUGCAACAAUGUUUCCUCUAUGGUAUCUUGCUACACGAUAUACACCAGGUGGUGAAGUAGCACUACCAAUGAUUGUUAAUUCAUGUGUUCAUGUUAUUAUGUAUUUGUAUUAUGCUUUAGCUGUUAUGCAUAUUCAACGAAAACUAUUAGCUCAAAUUAAACUUUUUGUUACUGUAAUACAGAUAAGUCAAUUUGUAGCUGCAGCUAUUGGUUGUAUGCUUCGUUUUCAUACAAUGUUCUUCAUAGGUGAUCAAUCUUGUUAUGAUUUUCCUGUUUUAUUUGUUUUACUUUUUCUUGCUCAUUCAACAUCAUUAUUAUUUCUUUUUGUUAAUUAUUUUCUACAAGAAUAUAUUUGGAAACAAAAGACAAAACAUCUUGAAGAAAAAACAAAUCCAAUAAAAAAGAAUGGUUAUAUUACACAUGAAAAACAUCAUUAG
Molecule: messenger RNA, 849 nt
Organism: Rotaria sp. Silwood1
Lineage: Eukaryota; Metazoa; Rotifera; Eurotatoria; Philodinida; Philodinidae
Source: the annotation of a GenBank genome assembly